Messenger RNA from Aspergillus oryzae RIB40, 1359 nucleotides. Its product is annotated as tRNA(Phe) (4-demethylwyosine(37)-C(7)) aminocarboxypropyltransferase. NCBI's taxonomy places the organism in Eukaryota, Fungi, Ascomycota, Eurotiomycetes, Eurotiales, Aspergillaceae. The transcript has a single exon. Gene Ontology annotation, molecular function: tRNA methyltransferase activity; S-adenosylmethionine-dependent methyltransferase activity. The coding region runs from base 1 to 1359 and encodes 452 amino acids. Gene Ontology annotation, cellular component: cytoplasm. Gene Ontology annotation, biological process: wybutosine biosynthetic process; tRNA methylation. The record is from RefSeq and is a predicted model, not a curated record.
AUGAACCAAGAAACGACAACAACAACAUCCUCAUCACAACCCCCCACCACCAAAAAGCCCAGCCGCCAUGAAAAAGGCAGCAAAAAGGCACCCCAGAAAACCUUCAACCCGCUCCAAAUCGGCAUCCAAGACUUCGUGACAAACAACAUUUCCCCAGAAACACUUUCCCAGUAUGGCUUCUCAUCAGAGACCCUACAUUCCAGUCUUCCAAAACGCUUUACAGUCUACGAGCCUAUGCUGCUCCUCCCCGUGAACGCCUUCAGCAGCCCCCCAGCCUGGAGCGCUCUGUACCAAUCCCUAACAGCCCCGCAGCAACAGACCCUCUACGCCUCUCUGGUAAAGGCAUUCAGCCGCAUGGGCGUAACGCACGUUGCUAUCAACGCGCCCAUCGCGCUGACAGACACACAAGGCCAGGAGAACAGAAUGCGCAGCCCCGCGGGUCUCGUCCCGCUCUAUGGUGACUUUGGACCUCCUCCUCCUGCUGCUGCUAGUACUGCUUCUUCCUCCGCCGAGGAAGAGGGCCAGCCGAGCGACGAGGACCUGGAACGGGCGUUCUGGGUGCACACAAUGCAGAAUCAUGGGAUUGUGCAGAUCUGGGCGCCGCUUUAUACGAUGUUCUCCCGUGGCAACGUCACUGAGAAAGCGCGGGUUCUGGGCCAUGGGGCAUCGCCUUUUGAGGGGCUGGAAGUGGGCCAGUUGGGCGGGCAGGCUGUGUCGGACGUGGGCGUUGUGGAUAUGUAUGCUGGGAUUGGGUAUUUUGUAUUUUCGUAUUUGAAACGCGGGGUGAGGCGGGUUUGGGGGUGGGAGAUCAAUGGCUGGUCGGUUGAGGGGCUUCGACGGGGGUGUGAGGCGAAUGGCUGGGGAUGUAGGGUUGUUAGGGUCCGGGAGGAUGGGGGAUUGAGUGAGGGUUUGUUGGACUUGGUGGGUAGUUUGAAGGAUACUGAUCGUGUCGUUCUCUUUCAUGGGGAUAAUCGGUUUGCGGCGGAGAUUUUGGGGGAGAUUCGUCGUGUGAUGGAGGAGAAGGGCGAGUGGAAUCGCAUUCGUCAUGUCAAUUUAGGGCUUCUUCCAACGUCUGUUGAUGCGUGGGAGAAUGCGUGCAGGAUGGUGGAUGCGCAGUUGGGGGGUUGGGUCCAUGUGCAUGAGAAUGUUGACCUGCGCGAGAUCGAGCAGAAGAAGGAGGAUAUCACCGUCGAGUUUGGGAGGUUGCGGGCUGAAGCUCUUGGAUUGCAGGAUACUAUUGCAUCGGCUGAAUGCCGACAUGUCGAACAGGUCAAGACUUAUGCACCGGGGGUUAUGCAUUGCGUCUAUGAUAUGAAGCUGCUGGCUUGCAGUGAGUUGCAGCAGAAGACCGCUGGUUGA